CGCCGCCCCCCUCUUCCUCCCCCUUCCUCCUCCCCCUCCGGCCUUCUAGGGCUUCUCGCUCGGAUCCGAAAUACCUCCGGGGAGCUCGCUCGCUCGGCAGGCGAUUCCUUCCCGAUCCGGCGGCGCGGCGUGGUCUGUCGGUCGGUCGGCGCUUCUAAGCCACGGGAGGUCGGGAGGGAAAGGGAUUCCGCUGCCUUCGAGUCCACUCCACCCUGCCCCCCCUCCAUCCAUCCCGAGAAAGCUCCCUUUCCCCCACCCACCUCCACCUCCACCUCCACCAGUCCAUCACUGGCGAGGAGAGGAGAAGAGAGACCGCUCACUCUCCGCUAGUAGUAUUAACCCCUAAUCCAGCUAGUAAUAAUCCCCGCCCGCCCAUGGCGUCCUCCCUCACGCCGCGCAGCCCGUACCAGAAAAAGGAGAACCUGGGGAGCCUGCGGCGGGGGAUGGGGUACAACGCGCCGCCGCGCCGCAACGUGCUCUCGGCCAUCAACAACGGCGGCGGCGCCAACGCCGAGCCGGCGCCCUCGGAGGCCGGCUCCGAGGCGCCCGCCUUCGAGUUCAGCGGGAGGGAGGAUGUGGACCGCCUGCUCAGCGAGAAGAUGAAGGGCAAAUCCAAGAACGACUACAAGGGCCGGACGGAGCAGAUGAGCGAGUACAUCAAGAGGCUGAGGGCCUGCAUCCGGUGGCUGGUGGAGCUGGAAGACGGCUACUUGGCCGAGCAGGAGAAGCUUCGGGGGCAGAUUGAUUCAGACAAUGCUCGUCAUGCAGAGUUUGAGGCUCAGCUCGGUGGUGCGCUUGAAGAAUUGAAAGCGGCAAACUUGGAGAUGACAACACGGUGUGACUCACUGGAGGAGAGCUUGAACAAGGAGAAGGCCGACAGGCUGAUUGCUGUGGAAUCCUAUGAAAAGGAAAGAGAAGAAAGGGAAUCAGCCGAGGCUUCACGGGAUGUACUGACCGUCGAUCUUGAAAGGGUCACUCAUGAGGCAAAACGGUUCAGUGAGCAGCUAAAAAUGGUCCAAGACACCAACAAAAGACUUCAGGAAUACAACUCCAGCUUGCAGCAAUACAACAGUAAUCUUCAAGCUGAUACAUCGAAGAACGGAGAAAUCAUUUCGAAGCUGCAAAGGGAGAAGAGUGCAAUGAUGGAAGCCAUGACUAAUCUGAAAGAUCUUAACAACUCAAUGAAGAACCAGUUGGAUUCUUCCAUGUCCUCCCAGAAAGAAGCAAUUAGAGUGAAAGAAGAACUUAGAAAAGAAGUAGAAUGCCUCAGAGCUGAUUUACAACAAGUUAGAGAAGACCGUGAUCAGUCUGUUGCUCAACUGAAUACCUUGACCGCGGAACUGGCCACUUACAGCGAACAGGCUAGAAAGUCUUCGAAAGACUCUGAACUUUUGAGAAUAAAGGCGGCAGCCUUUGAGGAAACAUGCAGUUCACAGCAAGAGCAAAUUGAAACAUUGCAGAAGCAGCUUGCAGUUGCAACUGAGAAGCUGAAGCAUGCUGAUGUGACUGCAAUUGAGGCGAUGACAGGAUAUGAAUCACAGAAAGAGACAAUCAAAGAUCUGGAAGAGCGUUUGGCAUAUGCAGAGUUUCAAAUCAUUGAAGCUGACAAGCUACGAAAGAAGCUGCACAAUACCAUCUUGGAACUAAAAGGCAAUAUCAGAGUAUUUUGUAGGGUUCGACCUUUUCUGUCGGACACCGAUUCUAAUGGUCAGGAAGAAGCCAUUAUUUCUUAUCCAUCAUCCGUGGAAAAUGCUGGGCGUGGUAUUGAUUUAAUGAAUCAAGGUCAGAAAUGUUCUUUUUCAUAUGACAAGGUUUUCGAUCACAGCGCUUCGCAAGAUGAUGUGUUUGUGGAAAUGUCACAGCUAGUCCAAAGUGCGCUUGAUGGAUACAAGGUAUGCAUAUUUGCAUAUGGUCAAACAGGGUCAGGUAAAACUUAUACAAUGAUGGGUAAGCCAGGCCGUGAUCAGAAAGGUAUCAUACCUCGAUCUUUGGAGCAAAUUUUCAAGACCAGUCAGUCUCUAGAAUCUCAAGGAUGGAAGUAUUGUAUGCAGGCGUCAAUGUUGGAAAUAUACAAUGAGACAAUUCGUGACUUGUUAGCACCAGGACGCUCCAGUAGUGAGAUGCCUGGCGGUAAACAAUACACAAUAAAGCAUGAUUCCCAGGGAAACACAACAGUCUCCGAUCUUACAACUACUAAUGUGUUCAGCACUGCUGAUGUGACGUCUCUUCUAGAGAAAGCAUCUCAUAGCAGGUCUGUAGGUAAGACCCAAAUGAAUGAGCAAUCUUCCAGGAGCCAUUUUGUCUUCACACUAAAGAUAUUUGGAUCAAAUGAGAGCACAGGCCAACAAGUGCAAGGUGUGCUGAACUUGAUUGAUUUGGCUGGGAGUGAACGGCUUACUAAAAGUGGCGCAACAGGUGAACGCUUGAAGGAAACUCAGGCCAUCAACAAGAGCCUGUCAGCUCUCAGCGAUGUUAUCUUUGCGAUUGCGAAAAACGAUGACCAUGUGCCCUUUAGGAACUCGAAGCUCACGUACCUCUUGCAGCCUUGCCUUGGUGGGGACUCGAAGACGCUCAUGUUCGUCAACGUUUCGCCCGAGGCGUCCUCAGCCGGGGAGACUCUCUGCUCCCUGAGGUUCGCGUCGAGGGUGAACGCGUGCGAGAUCGGGGUGGCGAGACGGCAGACACAGUCCAAGUCCUCCUCGGAUAACAGUAACAGGCUGAGCUACGGGUGAACUCUGUCAUGCCUGUUAACGGCCAUCGUGGCCUGAUGUUGAUGUGAUACUGCUGCAUAACGAGCUGCUAGGCUAGCAGCUCCGUGGGCCAACUUGGCCACGAGCGUGCUGGCGACGCGGCGCGGCUGGCCUCUGGUAUUAGCAACAUGUACAGUCAGUAGGGAGAGUGGCAGAGCAUGCGCUGUGGUAUUGAGAGCAGGAGAGAACCUCUGCUUCCAGCCAUGAUGAUUCGUCUUCUGUUUGUAGUAGCUGAUUGAUUUGAGAUUUAUUGAGUAAUGUUAACUGGCGCUAUAUUCUUUCUGUGUGACUUCAAGAAUGAAUCCAUGUGCUGAUAAUA
Molecule: messenger RNA, 3069 nt
Organism: Aegilops tauschii subsp. strangulata
Lineage: Eukaryota; Viridiplantae; Streptophyta; Magnoliopsida; Poales; Poaceae
Product: kinesin-like protein KIN-14H
Biological process (GO): microtubule-based movement
Molecular function (GO): microtubule binding; ATP binding; microtubule motor activity
Source: RefSeq, a predicted model, not a curated record